Messenger RNA from Botrytis porri, 1216 nucleotides. RefSeq lists its product as uncharacterized. Lineage: Eukaryota; Fungi; Ascomycota; Leotiomycetes; Helotiales; Sclerotiniaceae. The coding region runs from base 1 to 1197 and encodes 398 amino acids. The transcript is spliced from 3 exons. The record is from RefSeq and is a predicted model, not a curated record.
AUGUUAAAUGGCGAACCCUUCUAUGUCACAUCUAACCUCCAUUCUACACUUCUUGCCAUUCGACGUAACGAUGUCACCUCACGACUUUGCAUAGACGCAAUCGGUAUUGAUCAAAACGAUAAUACCGAAAAAGAGCAACAGCUAAGGAUCAUGCAUCAAAUUUACAAAUGUGCCACCAAUGUGCGCAUCUGGCUCGGGAAUGAUGAUCAAUCUGUUGAUAUAAGUGCUGGCUUAGCACUUAUAUCUCAUUGUCUUACAAAGUUUGAACAAGUGCGCGGGCGGAGGUAUUCAAAGCUUGAGAGCGACUGGGAUAUUUUGCAUUUCACUUCGUGGAAUAAGGUUAAAUGGCGAGUUUUAUUUGGGGUACUUAGAGAAGUCAUCUCUGGAAAGGCAACGAAUUUGACAAUGGAAACAAUAGGAGCAAAAUAUCUCAAGGAAGGCGAGAAGGACCUUAUCGUACAAAAAAUCGACUGGCACACUGCGCCUAAAUACAGUUUCCGAUCUUGGAUAAUCCAGGAAAUGGUGCUCUCUUCCAACCGAUCGAUAUUUGUAGGCGAUUACGACAUAACCGAUAUCCUUCGCUUUGUUCAACUACUCUAUGCAACUCCUAAAAUCCAGAGGGAGCUUCCUUCUGAAUGUCGCAUCGAGCCAGAGGUUACAUGGCGAAUCCACCACCUAAUCGAGAUUAUUAUAGAAUACAAUGGAGCUUUAGAUCUUGUAAAGCUUUUAGCUACCUUUAGGGAGAAAGGUUCCAAAAAUGCCAGAGGACCAGAUAUACAGUCUAUUAGGAUUUACAAGAUCGAUUACAGACAAUCGAUCCAGAAGCUGUGCACUGACACGACAAAAUACGUAUUGGUGCAAGAUAAUAACUUGGACGUUCUCCGAAUGGUUAACACACAUGCGAAGCCGAUAAAGGAAGAACAAUGGCCGUCAUGGGUGCCAGAUUUCGCGUCACCCCUACCUGGAUUAGGAGAGCCGAAAAGUUCCUAUUGGAUGUUACCACCAGCAGAUGCAUCGCGUACAAGGUUACCUGGGGAGAAGAGGGCCGUUCAUACUGAAAAUGACAAGUUGCUGAUUUAUGGGCAUGUGCUUAGCGAAAUCAGAAAGCCGAUCAGAGUAGUAGAGAAGAAUGGGCGGCGCAACAAAGAGCUAGAACAUGAGAAGCGGCCAAUAGGCGAGACAACACCCACUUUUUGAGCUGGAAUUUCUGCCAAUG